Eucalyptus grandis is the source of this 1149-nucleotide messenger RNA. Its product is annotated as repetitive proline-rich cell wall protein 1. The transcript is spliced from 3 exons. The record is from RefSeq and is a predicted model, not a curated record. Lineage: Eukaryota; Viridiplantae; Streptophyta; Magnoliopsida; Myrtales; Myrtaceae. The coding region runs from base 38 to 652 and encodes 204 amino acids.
CUCUCUCUCUCUCUCUCUCUCUCUCUUUGAAGCAGCCAUGGAUUCCUCCAAGAUCCAUGCCCUCUCCCUCAUCCUCAUGCUCUGCCUCUCCUCAGCCGCCCCCAUCCUCGGCUGCGGCUCGUGCGGCAAGCCCGCCCCGAAGCCCAAGAAGCCUGGCCACAAGCACCACCCCAAGAGGCCCAUUGUUGUUGUCCCGCCCAUCGUCAAGCCACCCGUCACAUUGCCACCCAUCGUCAAGCCACCCGUGACCCUCCCACCAAUCGUCAAGCCGCCAGUCACAUUGCCGCCGAUCGUCAAGCCGCCAGUCACCCUCCCACCUCUGCCCCUCCCACCGAUCGUCAAGCCGCCAGUCACAUUGCCGCCGAUCCUCAAGCCGCCAGUCACCCUCCCACCUCUGCCCCUCCCACCGAUCGUCAAGCCGCCAGUCACCCUCCCACCGCUCCCACCUCUGCCCCUCCCACCGCUGCCACAUCUGCCCCUCCCACCGCUCCCACCUCUGCCCCUCCCACCGCUGCCCCUCUGCCCCUCCCACCGCUCCCACCUCUGCCCCUCCCACCGGUCGUCAAGCCCCCAGUUGGCAAACCCUGCCCGCCCACGUCGGCAACGUGCCCAAUCGACACGCUCAAGUUGGGGGCUUGUGUGGACUUGCUAGGAGGAUUGGUGCACAUAGGGCUUGGCGACCCGGUGGUGAAUCAGUGUUGCCCCGUGCUUCAAGGGCUUGUCGAGCUUGAAGCGGCGGUGUGCUUGUGUACCACCCUCAAGCUCAAGCUCUUGAACCUCAACAUUUAUGUCCCACUCGCUCUUCAGCUUCUUGUCACUUGUGGCAAGACUCCUCCUCCUGGUUACACUUGCACUCUCUAGAUCAAAGUUGCUUAGAUUGCAGGACAUGCGGAUGAAUUCGACAUGAGAGGAUGUCGAACAAAUCUCUCUCUCUCUCUCUCUCUUCCCCCCUUUUCUUGAUUGGUCAUUGAUGGAUGUUUGGAUUGUAAUCUUGAGGCAUUUGUUCUUAAAUGAUUGUUGGGUGUGUUUCUUUUUCCUAGUGGACUGAUUGAAGCAACCAAGAUUCGAAUCAGCUCUUUUGUUUAUCAAUUUCAUUGUUGUCUUGAAUUUUGGUCAAAUAUCAUAUCAAUUGUACGUUGCUGGGUCUAA